AUGCCAGAAGUAAGCGAAAUUGACAAGUGUAGAGCGAAGAGAAAAGUCGCGAAAGCUAGUGUGACAAGAAAUAUGAAUCGUGUCAGAGAGCUGAUCUCUAGCGAUGGAAGUGUUUCGAAAGUCCGACAGUUUGCCAAAGGUGUAGAAGAAGGUCGUACGAAAGCCCGUGACCUUACGAAAGAACUGGAAGAGCUUGAUCCAGCGUCAAUUGAGACUGAUGGUAGCUGGUUAGAAGAGGUAGAAUUUGAUGUCAACGAAGUCCUGGGAGAAGUUGCUGAAUAUUUAUUAAAGUCUGAGAGCCCAUUGCCAAACGAACAGUCUAGUAUCACACCACCAACUGCUCAGAAUAAUGAUGAAAAUACUGAAACUGUGAACGAUUUAAUGUCUGGGAAAAGAACUGGUCUGAAAGGUGUUGAAAUCCCAUCAUUCGAUGGAAAACCAGACAAGUGGCCGUACUUUUGGGGAAUAUUUAGUUCUCUUGUCCAUAAAAACGAUAAACUAACGCCAGCAAUCAAGCUAGCUCAUCUGAAUAGCUGUUUAACGGACAGAGUACGUGAAGUUAUUGCAUGCCUGACCGGGGAGCCUGGGGACUAUGACAGGGCAGUGAAACAACUCACUGAUAGGUAUGGGGACCCCAGAGAAAUUAUAGAUGCCCAUUUGCGCAGAAUAAGUUCUUGGCCCCACAUUAAGGAUAAGGAUCGUGAAGAAUUUCAACGCUUUGCAGAUGCAUUACAAGCAGCUGUGUUUGCACUAGAUAAACCUGACUAUAGGCAUGAAUUAGCUAGUAUACCUUUUUGUACCUUGUUGGUUCAAAAACUCCCACCUAGAGAAAGGGAUGAAUGGGUAAAACAGGUUGAGAGUGAAGAUUACUCGGAAGACAUGAAGG
This is a messenger RNA of Paramuricea clavata, 886 nucleotides long. Lineage: Eukaryota; Metazoa; Cnidaria; Anthozoa; Malacalcyonacea; Plexauridae. The record is from the annotation of a GenBank genome assembly.